This is a messenger RNA of Anolis carolinensis (green anole), 4902 nucleotides long. RefSeq names its product phosphodiesterase 1B (gene pde1b). The transcript is spliced from 16 exons. The record is from RefSeq and is a predicted model, not a curated record. Gene Ontology annotation, molecular function: calmodulin-activated 3',5'-cyclic-GMP phosphodiesterase activity. The coding region runs from base 1 to 1794 and encodes 597 amino acids. NCBI's taxonomy places the organism in Eukaryota, Metazoa, Chordata, Lepidosauria, Squamata, Anolidae. Gene Ontology annotation, biological process: signal transduction. Gene Ontology annotation, cellular component: neuronal cell body.
AUGCGCUCGGAGGAGGCCAACAAAGCUGCCAACCCCGCUGUUGCAGGAGGAGGAGGAGGCGGAGGCGGCGGAGCAACAUCAGAGGCCGAGUUGGGGGCCAGGACGCCGCCGCCGCCGCUGCUGCUGAGCGGGCUCCCCCGUCGCCAGAAAGGGCGAGCCGAUCCGGAAGCAGCCAUGGAAGCCCCCAGCCUGGACCUGCUGGAGUCGCCCGGGGACUGCCCUUCGCCCCUGGAGCUCAAGUCGGCGCCCAGUAAGAAGAUGUGGGUCAAGCUGCGGGCGCUGUUGCGCUACAUGGUGAAACAACUGGAGACAGGAGAAGUGAAUAUCGAUGAGUUGAAGAAGAAUUUGGAAUAUACUGCUUCGUUGUUGGAAGCAGUAUACAUUGAUGAAACCAGGCAGAUUCUGGACACGGAAGAUGAGCUGCAGGAGAUCAAGUCAGACGCGGUCCCCUCGGAGGUGCGGGACUGGUUGGCCUCUACUUUCACCCAGCAGACCCGUGCCAAGGGACGCCGCUCUGAGGAGAAGCCCAAGUUCCGCAGCAUCGUCCAUGCCGUCCAAGCUGGCAUCUUUGUGGAAAGGAUGUUCCGUCGGACGUAUACGGCUGUGGGACCCAAUUAUUCUCAGUCAGUCAUCAACUGCCUGAAGACUCUUGACCUCUGGUUUUUUGAUGUCUUUUCGCUGAAUAAAGUGAGUGAGGAUCAUGCCUUGCGCACAAUUGUCUUUGAACUGCUCACCCGCCACAAUCUCAACAGCCGUUUUAAGAUCCCCACAGCAUAUCUUAUGACCUUCCUGGAUGCACUGGAGGCUGGCUAUGGGAAAUACAAGAACCCUUACCACAACCAGAUACACGCUGCUGAUGUUACUCAGACUGUACACUGCUUCCUGCUCCGCACUGGCAUGGUGCACUGCCUGACAGAGAUUGAGAUCUUGGCCAUGGUCUUUGCAGCUGCAAUUCAUGACUACGAGCACACGGGUACCACCAACAGUUUCCACAUCCAGACCAAGUCUGAUACGGCCAUUUUGUACAAUGACCGUUCAGUGCUAGAGAACCACCAUAUCAGUGCCGUCUUCCGCAUGAUGCAAGAUGAUGAGAUGAACGUCCUUGUCAACCUGAGCAAGGAUGAAUUCAUGGAGCUCCGGUCGCUUGUGAUUGAAAUGGUUCUGGCCACCGACAUGUCCUGUCAUUUCCAACAAGUCAAGUCUAUGAAAACCUCUCUACAACAGCUGGAGAGGAUUGACAAGUCAAAAGCUCUCUCCCUGUUGCUGCAUGCAGCGGACAUCAGCCACCCCACUAAACAAUGGACAGUGCACUCCCGAUGGACCAAAGCCCUCAUGGAAGAAUUUUUCCGGCAGGGUGACAAGGAGGCUGAGCUGGGGUUGCCCUUCUCCCCACUGUGUGAUCGCACCUCCACGUUGGUGGCCCAGUCACAGAUCGGCUUCAUUGAUUUCAUUGUGGAGCCUACUUUUCAAGUGCUGACAGACGUGGCUGAGAAGAUGGUCAUCCCCUUGGUGGAAGAAGGCUCCAAGAACAAAACUUCCACCCAGCAGAGCAGCCACAGUUCCCACUGGCGUCAACCAUCGGUAGAUGACCAUUCUGAGAUGGGAGACAUCAACGCAGACAUCAACAGCUUCCGUUCCACCUGGUCAAAGUAUAUCCAAGAGAACAAGCAAAAGUGGAAGGAGAGGGCUGCCAGUGGGAUUACAAACCAGACCUCCAUUGAUGAGCUCUCACCAUGUGAGGAGGAGCCAAGGACGCCUGAAAACCAGCACAAUCAGAAUGGCAAUGUGGAAUAGCGCAGCCUGUGUGAGAGAGCAAGGUGACCGUCGCAAAUUUACUCCGAAGUCUUCGAUACCAUCGAUUCAGCACCAUCCGCACAGGGAGAGGGAGCCACACCCGGGCGCCCUGGCUCGAGGAGGGUGUGACGUGAAUGCGACCAUCAAUACUACUAGUAAUAAUAAUAAUACUAUUAAUAAUAAUAAAUGCAAACGAUGUCGACAUCACACACAGCACCCACUGCCUGUCCCAUCCCUGAGCUGCAGAGAAUGAGAGAGACCCCCUCCCCCAUGUGUAUAUUCCCCACCUAAGUCACUAAGCACCCAUGGACCAAUGGUCUCUGUGGCCUCUGGGGAUUGCCGUACAUUUACAUACAAGCAGUCACACACAAAUGCACACCUUUUUUCCCAGAAGCAUCAAACAGCUCGGGUAAGGCUUCUCACUGCCAAACAGCAAAGUGACUGCCGAGGUGAUUGCUGAACUGUUUUUUUUUUUUUUUUUGUAGAAACAAAAGGGGCUAUGCCUGCAUUUUGCAUGGGGAAGGAGCUUAUAGAUUUCAUAACUGUGUCUAAGUUGGAAAGCAGUGGCUGGCAGGGAGAAUCUUGUCCUCAUGUAUCAACACGGCUCUCAGAUGUCCUUAGGUGAUCUUAAACCAACUCAACCCAAGAUCCACACCCUCCCUCCCCCCCCCCCCCCCCAAAAAAAAAAACACACUUCCUGUAAAAUUUGCUUACUGGACAAGUUUUCCAAAGCCUCUCAUAAGUUCAGCCUUUUGAGUGACAAUGCUCUAUCUUAAGAUCAGGUGGUCUUCUCUCCAUUGCUUCAGCAUUAAACCAAAUUGGAUCAGAAUUACGUAUGCCCACUUUCAAGAAUCCCAAGCAGUAUAGUAACCUAUGGUAUUUUUUUAAAGUACCGCACCUCCUUUGCUGAUUGCCUGGUAAUCAUGGCUCCAUUUCACAGAUCUAUUGUUAUGGGUCAGGAGUUGGAGCUCUGUUGAAUUUCCUCCUCCUCUCCAUAGGCUCUUCCAUCACAUUUCACAGAUGAGAAAUACAGAUGCCAGAUAGACCUUGGCACAAGAUGAUCAUUCUACAGGUGUUGACUUCUGGGAAAAAGCUUUCUUUAUUAUCUUAUGUUUAUUUAUACUCCACAUUUUUCUCUCCACAAGGAGAGAAAUUCUAAUUUGUAUAUACGGUACCUAUCUCAGUACAGAGCCAUAUCAUGCUGUGUGUGGGCUUGGAUAAUCUGUAGGAAGCAUUUAUCAGUGGCUGACAUGUGCCCAUGUACAUCUUCUUAUGUGUGAAGGGGGUGGAGGUAGGAAGGGACAGCUUACUUCUGGGAAGGUCCUCCAAGCAGAAGUGAGAGCAAAGGGUUUUAUGGGUCACAGAACCAUUUUAUUUUUCAAAAUUAGGGCUCACCUAAGUAAUAAUGGAAAUAACAAAGUGCAGAUUAUUCUUUGCUUGGGCUAUAGAUCAUGUACAUCUAUUCAGGACAGAGGAUGGACUGUAAGUCCAGCAUUUCUUUCCCUUAAACCCCAGUAUUUCUCUUUGAACAUAGUUAAGGCCUUGGCUUAAUAGACUAGGGUUUGUGGUCACUGCUAGGCUGUAGUUUGUGAAAAGACAGCAUCAGAAAUGAUCCUGGAAUUUCUCUUAAGAGUUCUUGUAUGACUUUGAAGAAUAUUAGGUUUUAGAGAGUCAAAUUGGCUAGUUCUCAGCGAGUGGAGGUAAUUCUCCAUUGAUAUUGCUGUUCCAGAUGGCUGUUCCCUUUUGAGGCCAUCUAUGUUUACUUAUGCAACCCAACUAAGACAGGGCCCCAAGGAGGAGUGGUAGCUGCUGAAGAGCCGAAUAAGAAAAGUGACAAAUAUGAAAGGCAGAUUGGGCAAAGGGGACAUGAUGCAUUAGCCUUUGGCCUACUAUUUGUGGAUCCAUCCAAAUUUCUAUUCUCAACACAGCAAUGUGAUAUGGCUCUUCUUAUGACAAGGAUUGACUCUGAGAAACUCUAUCUCAGGCCGAGUUGUAGAAAGUAUAUGACACAGUCUGAAAAGGAUCAUACAUUUUUGGCAACAAUUGAUCAGACAUGAUCAAAGUCAAAAUCUAGGAUGGAAAAUCUAGGGUCCCGGGAGUAUUCUUAGUGGUAUUUUUUUAAAAAAAUAUGCAGGGAUGCAAUAUAUGUAAUUCCUCGUUCUUCACACUGUCUGGUGCUAAUUGGGCUGAUGCUAUUAUUAGAGCAUUCCAGGUAGGACAAGUUGUAUUUUACUUAUCCUGUUGAACCAAUAGGUUUCGCCUUCAGAUUGCAGGGCCUGAGUAUUCUUGCACUUAAUAAGAAUGUGGAAGUGAGGAUCAAACAGGUGAGCUCUUUUGGCAUAUUUCAAUAACAUCCCCAUGCAAGGCAGCCACAGAGUAUGCAGAUUUAUGAAGGCAGUGUGAGAGAAACUGUAGUUGAGAGGCUUCUGAAAGCUGCCAGAAGUUUGGAAGGAAAAUUUGAAUGUUUUAAAAUCUGUGGCAGAACAAGAUGGUGCUCCAUUUCUUCAAAGAGAAGUGUCUGCCCUCUCCUGAAAUAUUUUAGUUCCCAUAAUGAACUUCUGGCCUGAGUUUUUCCCCAUAAUGAACCUACUCCCCAUUUUUGAACGUUCGCCCCAUUCCCCUCACUUCUACUUAAAAUGAAGAAAUGUUCCAUAUAUAUUCUUCAGCUUCGAUGUCUAAUGCUUUGAAUACUUCUUCUGACAUGGUUGAACAAGGACCAUCAAGGGGUGGAGUUAUCAUCACCCUGACUCUGCUGUGUCCCCACCUCACCCCCAAGUGACCAAACAGGACAUAACUUUGCUGUUCUCAUUUCCAGCCACCCACACGGGGUCCCCCAUGGCAUUGUAAAUACCCCUAUUCCUGCCGUCAACACAUUUGGUCCGUGGAAUUCUGUAUGUAUUUGUACCUCGGACAUAAAUUUUCUACCAUGCAGUAAGUAACUCUUUUUUUGUUUUGUUCUGUUUCUUGAAUUCAAAAUUCUUAUUAUAAACAGAUCCAUAGUCCAAUGCAGACUUCCAAGUUAUACGCAUGUAAAAGAAACGUAACAAAUAAAAGGAAAAGAAUGAACAGCAACAACAAAAAUAAAUAAAAAUGAUGGGAAAAAAGAGA